ACGAAAAAUACUGAGUCGCGGAAAAUAUAACACGAACCCACAUAUAUCCUCACCCAAUCAAAUGACUUAGUGAUGGUUUUUUAAUUUGUUAUAUUACAAUGGUAACAUUAAUUUUUGCGAAAACCUACAUGAAAAAUGAAACCCAAAAAUAGAUGUUACUUCGAGGUACUUGAAGGCCAAUUCUGAAGGACGACAAUAUAUCCACAAAUCAAAAUUGACAAGACCCUGCCUAUUUUACGUUUGUGACGUUUAUUCAUUUUAUCUAAAAAAGUUUGAUCGUGACUUUAUGCAGAAAAGCUGAACUCAAUUUAUACAUAACAAUAUACAUAUUUGGAGUUGCUAACACUGAAUUCUAUUCUGUGCAAAACAUUUCAAGUGUGAUAAAAUGGCAAAUAAAACCCCAUGUAGCAUAUCACUUGACUUGUUAGUUGACAAGAAGGAGUUGCAAUCUCGUCUUAAAAACUCAAUGGGUAUUGGUCAUUGGAAUGCUUAUACAAGAAGUGAAAAAUAUCUCUCGGAGCAACCAACAAACAGAGAAAUCGAUUGUGCUGAAUUAGCAAAACAUGCCCAACUUGAUGAUAUGUGGAUAGCUUUAAAUAAUCAAGGAAAAUCUGUUGUCUACGACAUCACAAAAUUUGCUGCUUAUCAUCCUGGUGGAUGUGAUAUUCUACUGGAACAUGCUGGAACUGAUGCCUCCGAAGCAUUUCGUAUAGCACAUUCCUAUGUUAGUCCGAAUAUGAUAUCCAGAUUACAAAAGGGUUAUUUAGUGCCAAGUCCACCUGGUCGUAGUCAUAUGCCAAAUCAAUUAUCACCAUUUUCUAUUCCAUCAACAUUUCGUCUUAACAAUUCAAAAAAACCAAUUUGGGAUUGGAAAGAAUUUGAUGAUCAUGUUGAAUUAUUUAUUGAUUAUGCGAACAACAAUAAUAAUAAUAAAGUGUUCAGUAAUAAUUUCAAUCAUGAGUUGGAUAGUUUACGAAUUUUAUCCACUUGGUCACCAGUGGAUACAUUAUCAACUAAAGAUUCUAGUGGUACACUUAUGCUGAGAACAUUUUUAGAUAUAGAAUAUCAUUGUUUAGAAUUGAAUUUACGCCGACAACUUCGCCCAGAUUUAUCAACUCUACGUAUGAAUCGUACACAAGCUGUGAAUUCUAAGUCAUCAUCAUCAUCAUCCUCAUCGUCGGUUCAGUUAAGGAUUAAUUUAAUCAAAAUGUCAUCAUCAGCUAUUGGUAUAACUUCAUCGUAUUCCUCAUCCUCAUUAUCCGUAUCUCUGGCGGCACCAUCAUCAUCAGCCUCAUCAUCGUCUCAUUCACAGCCGGAUAUAUCUAAUUUGAAAUUAGUAGAACCUAUUGGAAAAAAUCGAUUAAUGAGUACAAUUGGUAUUAUUCUUCGUGAUGUUUUAGUUGAAUUAAAUGAUGAGCAUAGUACAGUAUCUAAUGAAAUAUUCUUUGCGUGUAAAGUAAUGAAAUCGUUUCGAUUGGAAAACAACAACAACAACAAUAAAUGCUAUCGAUUUUUGUCUAUUCAAUGGCCUGAUAACCAUGUGAAUAUCAGCAUACCGAUUGGACAUCAUGUAAAUGUUCGUUUAAAAGAUGACCAAGGUAAUUAUGUCAUCAGACCAUAUACAGCAGUAUGUGAAGAUUUAACCUUUUCAAUGAAUAAUGAUGCCGAAAAAGAACAAAAGACAAAAAAUCAAUUAUUUCUACUCAUAAAAAUUUAUCCUAAUGGAGAGUUUACAUCUUUAGUAGAUAAAAUUACUGAAGAUGAUGUAAUCGAUGUCAGUCUGCCUAUGGGAAAUUUCAACAUCAAUUUAAUUAAACAAAUUAUUGAUCCAAAUAAUUCAACCUGUUCAUAUCUAAUCAUGUUAGCUGCUGGGAGUGGAAUAACUCCAAUGCUAAGAAUAUUACACUUUUUAUUCAUUAAUAAUAAUAAUAAUAAUCGAGAUAUUGGAACAUUCAAAGUCCACCUGAUCUAUUUUAAUCGUAGUCAAGUUGAUCAGAUAUUAAUUUCCAACUUUCAAUCACUUCACAAUCGUUUCCCAGAUAAAUUUUUCAUCACUCAUGUUCUCUCUGAACCAAUAAACUCUUCUGAAGAAGUUGAAGCCAAUAGCAAUUGGAUACAUGGACUUAUAAGUGAUGAACUUUGUUGUCAAUCACUCGGUAGUGAAUUCACUUCGAAUUUCACCUCAAAUACAACAUGCCUAAUUUGUGGUCCAUCUGGUUUCAAUGAUGCUGCUUUCGAGUUAACAGAGAAAUGGUCAAUUCCCAAAAGAUCUGUCCACGUUUUCAAAGGGUGAAUUUAUGCAGGAAUAUCUGACUUUAUCUUUGAAAUGUUGACAUACAUAUGAGCACAUAUGUAUAUCCUUAUAUAUAUAUAUAUAUAUAUAUAUAUAUAU
Trichobilharzia regenti is the source of this 2392-nucleotide messenger RNA. The record is from the annotation of a GenBank genome assembly. NCBI's taxonomy places the organism in Eukaryota, Metazoa, Platyhelminthes, Trematoda, Strigeidida, Schistosomatidae.